AACUGGAAAGACCAAACUUUACUAAGCAGAAUUUCUGAUCCUUCUCUCUCUUCUUUUCCUCUUGCAGCACAACACUAGAUUUGUAAUGAAAUGGAGUCUGGAUCAAGCUCUUUUCGAGUGGAAUUUCCAGAUUUUUCUAGCACCAUUUUGCAGAAGUUAAACCAGCAGCGCCAGCAAGGACAAUUAUGUGAUGUGUCCAUUGUAGUUCAGGGCCAUCUCUUCAGAGCCCAUAAAGCUGUUCUUGCAGCUAGUUCACCUUACUUCUGUGAUCAGGUGCUCCUGAAAAAUAGCAGGCGGAUAGUCCUGCCUGAUGUGAUGAAUCCAAGAGUAUUUGAAAACAUUCUUCUGUCUACCUAUACAGGUCGGUUGGUUAUGCCUGCUCCAGAAAUAGUAAGUUAUUUGACAGCAGCAAGCUUUCUUCAGAUGUGGCAUGUAGUAGAUAAAUGCACUGAAGUGCUAGAGGGGAACCCAACAGUUCUCUGUCAGAAGAUGAACCAUGGCAGUGAUCAUCAGUCCCCGAGUAGUAGUAGUUACAACGGCCUUGUUGAAACCUUUGAACUUGGCUCUGGAGGACAGACAGAAUUCCACAAAGUGCAGGAGCUGAGGGAUGGCGAAAAUGAAGAAGAAAGCUCUAAAGAUGAACUGUCAUGUCAACUAACAGAACACGAGUACCUUCCCAGUAAUUCUUCAACAGAACAUGAUAGACUCAGCACAGGAAUGACAAGUCAGGAUGGUGAAGAAGGGACUAGUGAUAGUGCAGAGUAUCAAUAUACAAGACCUAUAUAUAGCAAACCCAGCAUCAUGUCUCACAAGCGGUGGAUCCAUGUGAAACCAGAAAGAUUUGAACAGGACUGUGAAGGUGUUGAUAAUCCUUAUGAUGAACACCAAGUUUCUGAAUCCAUGAAUGCCAUUCAGGCAGAUCAUUCAAUCCAGUCUUCAGGUGUUGAAGACUUUCAUAUAGGUGACAAAAAGAUGGAAGCAGAAUUUGAUGAACAGGCAGAUGAAAGUAAUUAUGAUGAGCAAGUUGACUUCUAUGGCUCUUCUAUGGAGGAGUUUUCUGGUGAAAGGGCAGAUGGAAAUUUAAGUGCUCACAGACAGGAUCUUAUGAUAGCAACAGGUUAUGGUGAAGGUAUUGAAAUGGCUACAGGAAUUAAAGAAGAAACAUCCCUCACUGGAUUCUCACAUGCUGAUAAGCUAUAUCCUUGUCAGUGUGGUAAAAGCUUUACACACAAGAGUCAGCGAGAUCGGCAUAUGAGUAUGCACCUUGGUCUUCGACCUUACGGCUGUGGUGUCUGCGGUAAGAAAUUCAAAAUGAAACACCAUCUUGUUGGCCAUAUGAAAAUUCAUACAGGCAUAAAACCAUACGAGUGUAACAUCUGUGGAAAAAGAUUUAUGUGGCGGGACAGUUUUCACCGGCAUGUAACCUCUUGUACCAAAUCGUAUCAAGCUUCUAAAGCUGAGCAGAGUACUACUGAGAUGAACUAAAACAUUAGAGCUUACAUUUGUUUAGUGGAGUAAGCAAAAUAAACUAAUUAUGCAAAUAGUGUCUGGUACUUGCUAUUGUGAAAUUUAAAUUCUCAUAAAAAACACGUUCUAAUGAUUAUGCUGGUAUGAGCAGACCAAACUUUUUUUAUUUUCCACAGUGUUACUGCAGGUGUGUUAAUGUGUGAAGUGCAAAUGGUUAAUCUGAAAGAUUAACUUGCCAAAUGAGGUCUGUAAGGUCUUUGUGAUAUUGCUGAUUGCCAUUGCAGCAGUAUUCAGAAACCCCAUUGUUUUUCUAAGUCUUGUAAAUUCACAGUAAAACCCAAUUCUAAAUUGACCCAAACUCUGCAAAUAUUUGCAUAAAGCAGCUAUUCAGGUAGCCUUAGUGGGAAAGAGAACAAGGAUGACCACACCGGGUUAUGCGGGCUACCUGUUAAUAAAAUUUGCAUGAUUCAUGUUUUAACGGAGAGGAAAAAAAAAAAACAUAAUUCCACCUCAAACUGGAGACUGCCAACAUGCUUAACAUGCUUUAUUAAAUAGCCUUUAUUGUAUUGCUUAAUGAAAGGCUGUAUUAAAGCUGAUUUGGCUUUUCUUUAUCUGUCUUCCAUUUUUUAUCCAUCUUUAGUAAAACAUCUAGUUGUGUAAUUUUGUGCUUAUUUCUAUUUAAAGAGUCUGUAAAGCACUUAAAUAUAGUUGAGCACUAUAUAAACUUAAAACUAUUUUAAAUGUAAUUUGUCUUUGCUCCUUUAGGGCCUAAUGCUGUAUGGCUCUUGGUUUGACUCUCAAUUUUAAUUGCUAUAUCAUGAGAGCUUUUAGAAGUGUGUGUAAUAAGUAUGUAUUGUCAAAAAAAAUUUUAAAGGGAGAUGUAAUAUUUGAAUCUUAUUCAAAACACUCAUACCUUUUAACUGUAGCCUUGUGUUCCGGUUUUUAUGGCUUACUACAGUAGCAAGUACCAAACUCUGUAUAUUUACAAAUUGACCUUUUUUUUGGUACUAAGACUUGUUUGAGAACUUCUGUCUAGUUUUAGAAAUCUCUUUAGGGAAAUGAUUUAGUCAUUGAUAGGUAUUUAUACACUUAAUUCUUUACUGUUUGAACAUUAUGAGCUAUAAUACAGAUUCCUGGUACUGAACUACUGUGACUGGUUACAUGUGAUCACAAGCAGCCAGAGUUGUUUGCCUCUUGGAAUGAAACUGCUUGUUUGGGGGGAGAAAAAAAGGUAGAAAGUAUAAAAUUUGGAUCCGUUAAUGGUACUGCAGAAUGUGGUACCAUGGUCACGUCUCAAGUCUGGAUUUUUGUCAGGAAAGUGGCACUUGUGCUCUAUUAGGUUGAGGAUCUGUAUGCUGGGCUUUCAUUACUGGAGACAGAUGGAGAAGCGUUUGUAGUUUUGAGAGAUACUGCCAGCUCUGCAGGUAGAGUGAGGGCAUCAAUUGUGAAGGAGGCAACAGGAUUUGGGGGUUGAAAGUUUAGUGCUUUCCUACGCAAAAGCAGUUUAACCCUUCUUUGUUGUUUACUGAAAUCUAGUGUAAAAAGGAAAGAGCUUUUAGAGCAUAGACUGGCUAUAAUUAAAGGGGUGAUGUCCAAGUAAUGCGCUGAUAACGUGUGACUAAAAAAAAGUUAACCAGCAUCAAAGGCCUUCUAAGCCUGUCUGGCCCCAAUGUACAUAUUAGAUACUGCAAUCUGCAGAAUAACAUGCUUUAAAAAAAAAAAAAAACAGAUGACCCUGUAUGUUGAA
Struthio camelus australis is the source of this 3214-nucleotide messenger RNA. NCBI's taxonomy places the organism in Eukaryota, Metazoa, Chordata, Aves, Struthioniformes, Struthionidae. The record is from RefSeq and is a predicted model, not a curated record.